This is a messenger RNA of Aureobasidium musti, 1113 nucleotides long. NCBI's taxonomy places the organism in Eukaryota, Fungi, Ascomycota, Dothideomycetes, Dothideales, Saccotheciaceae. The record is from the annotation of a GenBank genome assembly.
AUGGCGUUGCCUGGCAUCGAAGGAUUCAAGAAUGUGUACGAAAUUCUGGAAGCUGUAUCAGCUGGCGACAAAGUCAGACUCCGUCGCGCUGCACGCAAGAUCCGUCUCGUGUUGAUGUGUGCCGACGACACCUGUCUGAGCGAAGAACAUCGCGCUUGUCUCACCGCCAUCCUUGGUCUUCUGGUAACCGACUGGGAAGAAGCUGAGCUCCGCCUCGAAGCAGCUCAAUCAUACCUCCAUGUACGCGCCAAGGCGGCUCUCUGUUGCGAGAAUGCUGUUGCUCGUGUCGACGGCAAGUUGCGUCAUGUCCUCCUCGACGAACUCAACAGCAAGCAGAAGAGAUACAUGCCUCCUGGCAAGGCUUUGAAGAGCAUCCAAGUCUGCAACGAGCGCGAAGCGAAGCACAACUUGCAAGAGCUUGGCUUGGGAUUCAGAUAUCCUUUGUUGAAAAUGUUUCCUGAGCGCGCCUUUGAUCACUCGGCGUCGAAGCAGGUGCUUGAAGGAAGAGCCAUUGAACAGAGGUACAACGGCUUUGUCGAAGUCGAAGAUGCGGAUCUGCUGGACUUCCUCUUUGACGGCUACUUCGAAGCACUCUUGGAACACCACAAGAUGGACGCCCUCAACGAUUUCGACCCUGAGAUUGACGAGGCUCCUAUCGCCAGUUUCUCCAAGACAGAGAGUCAGAAUACUGUAUCCCAGCCCAAAAUCCUGUCGUCCGAGGAAGCCGAGCGCAAGAGAAUCAAGAACAAGAAGCGCAACCAGCGUAAGAGAGCUGCAGACAAGAUCAGAAAGAAGGAGAAUGUCGCUCUUGUCUCUGAUCCUGAGACUGAAGUCAGCACCGACCCUAGAAUUGAAGCCGACGCCAACCCCGACGUCAAGCUUGAGUCGAGUAUGGCUCUUGUCAAGAUCAGCUCGUCGUCGGAUAGCUUGUCGUCAGACAACGAUGUGCUUCCAAAGGUCAAAUUCGUUCCUCAGAUCAAGGACAAGGGAUGGAUGAGUCAUCCUUGCUUGAACUUGGAAGCAUGUAAUGAAUUCUUCACACAGCUUCGGGAAGCAAUGCUUCGCGUGCCUACAGGCAACUUGGAGAGACGUGUUUAUGGUUCCCAGGCUUGA